This is a messenger RNA of Eptesicus fuscus (big brown bat), 1411 nucleotides long. RefSeq names its product ISL LIM homeobox 2 (gene ISL2). Gene Ontology annotation, biological process: neuron fate specification; positive regulation of transcription by RNA polymerase II; axonogenesis. The coding region runs from base 1 to 1077 and encodes 358 amino acids. Gene Ontology annotation, cellular component: nucleus. The record is from RefSeq and is a predicted model, not a curated record. NCBI's taxonomy places the organism in Eukaryota, Metazoa, Chordata, Mammalia, Chiroptera, Vespertilionidae. The transcript is spliced from 6 exons. Gene Ontology annotation, molecular function: cis-regulatory region sequence-specific DNA binding; DNA-binding transcription factor activity, RNA polymerase II-specific.
AUGGUGGACCUCCUGCUCCGGUGUCCGGCCCCGGGUGCGAUGGGGGAUCCCGCCGAGAAGAAGCCAGGCACGGCCACGUGCGUGGGCUGCGGGAGUCAGAUCCACGACCAGUUCAUCCUGCGCGUGUCCCCGGACCUGGAGUGGCACGCCGCCUGCCUCAAGUGCGCCGAGUGCAGCCAGUUCCUGGACGAGACGUGCACGUGCUUCGUGAGAGACGGGAAAACCUACUGCAAGCGGGACUACGUCAGGCUCUUCGGCGUCAAGUGCGCGCAGUGCCGCGUGGGCUUCAGCAGCAGCGACCUGGUGAUGCGCGCGCGGGACAGCGUCUACCACGUCGAGUGCUUCCGCUGCUCCGUGUGCAGCCGCCAGCUGCUGCCGGGCGACGAGUUCUCGCUGCGGGAACACGAGCUGCUGUGCCGGGCCGACCACGGGCUCCUGCUGGAGCGCGCGGGGGCCGGCAGCCCGCGGAGCCCCGGCCCGCUCCCCGCGCGGGGCCUGCACCUGCCAGAGCCCGGGUCGGGCCGGCAGCCCGCGCUGCGCCCGCACGCGCACAAGCCGGCGGAGAAGACGACCCGCGUGCGGACGGUGCUCAACGAGAAGCAGCUGCACACCCUGCGGACCUGCUACGCCGCCAACCCGCGGCCCGACGCGCUCAUGAAGGAGCAGCUGGUGGAGAUGACCGGCCUGAGCCCGCGGGUCAUCCGCGUCUGGUUCCAGAACAAGCGCUGCAAGGACAAGAAGAAGUCGCUGCUCCUGAAGCAGCUGCAGCAGCAGCAGCACAGCGACAAGACGAGCCUGCAGGGCCUGACCGGGACGCCGCUGGUGGCGGGCAGCCCCGUCCGCCACGAGAGCGCCCUGCAGGGCAGCGCGGUGGAGGUGCAGACCUACCAGCCGCCGUGGAAAACGCUCGGCGAGUUCGCGCUGCAGAGCGACCUGGACCCGCCCGCCUUCCAGCAGCUGGUCUCCUUCUCCGAGUCCGGCUCCCUGGGCAACUCCUCCGGCAGCGACGUGACCUCCCUGUCCUCGCAGCUCCCCGACACGCCCAACAGCAUGGUGCCGAGCCCCGUGGAGACGUGAGGCCCCGGCCCGCGCCGCGGACCGCGCAUGCUCCCUGCAUGAGACUCGCCCGCUCAGCCCAGCCCAGCGCCCCCGCCUCCGCACCCGGCAUUAUUGUGAUUUAACGAGAAGGUUCGGAGGGGCGUCCGGACGGACGGCCGCGGGCCCGGGGCGCACCCGCUCUCCCGGGCUGGAGAGCCCCGCUCCGAGGACCUGGGUGUUCUCAGCCGCGGGGGGACCCGAGGGGCUCCGGCGGGGACCGGACGGAGGGCCGGGAGGAGCAGACCUCCGCCCCGCAAAGCGCAUGGCUGCCGGGGGAAAAACGGAAACGGGACUUACCUUGAACGCGUUUAAA